Messenger RNA from Microthlaspi erraticum, 1281 nucleotides. The record is from the annotation of a GenBank genome assembly. Lineage: Eukaryota; Viridiplantae; Streptophyta; Magnoliopsida; Brassicales; Brassicaceae.
AUGGCGUCUCUUCUCGGAACUUCUACUUCUUCUUCUGCAAUCUGGGCUUCUCCUUCUCUCUCUUCUUCUUCUUCCUCAACACAUUCGAUCUCCCCCAUUUGCUUCAGGCCAGGAAAUUUUUUGGGGAGAAAGCUAAAUGCAGGAAUCCAAAUAAGGCCAAAGAAGAACAAGUCUCGUCACCAUGUCUCGGUUAUGAAUGUAGCCACAGAAAUCAACUCUACUGAACAAGUAGCUAAGUUUGAUUCCAAGAAGAGUGCAAGGCCGGUUUAUCCAUUUGCAGCUAUAGUAGGGCAAGAUGAGAUGAAGCUAUGCCUCUUGUUGAAUGUGAUUGACCCAAAGAUCGGUGGUGUGAUGAUAAUGGGAGAUAGAGGAACCGGGAAAUCCACAACGGUUAGGUCUUUAGUCGAUCUGUUACCGGAGAUUGAGGUUGUUGCAGGUGACCCUUACAACUCGGAUCCUUUGGAUCCUGAGUUUAUGGGAGUUGAGGUGAGAGAGAGAGUCGAGAGAGGAGAGAAAGUUCCUGUUGUUGCGACUAAGAUCAAUAUGGUUGAUCUUCCAUUGGGUGCAACGGAAGAUAGAGUUUGUGGAACAAUUGAUAUUGAAAAGGCUUUGACGGAAGGUGUAAAAGCCUUUGAGCCUGGCUUGUUGGCUAAAGCCAAUAGAGGGAUACUCUAUGUCGAUGAAGUUAACCUCUUGGAUGAUCAUUUGGUUGAUGUGCUUUUGGACUCAGCUGCUUCGGGUUGGAACACGGUUGAGAGAGAAGGGAUUUCGAUUUCUCACCCGGCGAGGUUUAUCUUGAUUGGUUCUGGAAAUCCUGAAGAAGGAGAGCUUAGGCCACAGCUUCUUGAUAGGUUUGGUAUGCACGCGCAGGUAGGGACUGUUAGGGAUGCUGAUUUGCGAGUCAAGAUUGUGGAAGAGAGAGCUCGUUUCGAUAGUAACCCCAAGGACUUCCGUGAUACUUACCAGACAGAGCAGGACAAGCUUCAAGACCAGAUUUCAACUGCGAGGAGCAACCUUUCCUCGGUUCAGAUUGAUCGGGAACUGAAGGUGAAGAUCUCUAGGGUGUGUUCAGAGCUCAAUGUGGAUGGGUUGAGAGGAGACAUUGUGACUAACAGAGCAGCGAAAGCACUUGCAGCUCUCAAAGGAAAAGAUCGAGUAACUGCAGAAGAUGUUGCAACCGUUAUCCCUAACUGCUUGAGGCACCGUCUCAGGAAAGAUCCACUGGAAUCUAUCGACUCUGGAGUUCUGGUCUCCGAGAAGUUCGCCGAGAUUUUCAGCUGA